Diatraea saccharalis (sugarcane borer) is the source of this 1957-nucleotide messenger RNA. The record is from the annotation of a GenBank genome assembly. Lineage: Eukaryota; Metazoa; Arthropoda; Insecta; Lepidoptera; Crambidae.
GACUUAAGUCCAUCACUUUUCCAUAGAUAAUAUAAUUUUAGUUUGCGAUUUUUUUGUUGUCAUUUGUAUUAUACUUUUACUCUUUGUUUGCACCUUGUUAUCUUUAUAAUACCAAAGAGAAAAAUAAUACUGGAUAAAUACCUACUUAUUCAGAGGUUAUGCAUAGUUUGUUAAUAUAAAAGAGUGCUUUUAUAUUAUAUUGAAAGUUAAUAUUCACAAACUACAUAGGUCUGUUAUAUUGUUCUGUCGUUUUGUGAUUUGUUCUGUAUGCGUGAAUUGCAUUGUUGAUACAUUACAUGAAAUUAUUUAAUUUUAUAUAACAUGGCUUGUUCGGAACCACCUCCUGAGCUUACUUGUGUAUUAUUCCCUGGAAUUGUUAAAAACGUCGACAAAGCUAUUCAAUGUUUGGGAGGCAUAAGAAAUAUUUCUCAGGUUUACUCUCAAUCGGUCAAGAAAUUGAGCCUUAGCUUUCGACCAGAAGAUCCAUUUAUGAAAAAAAUAUAUGGAGAGUGUAGGAAAACAGCUGGUGUAUUAUUGAAAGUUAAAAUUAAAAAAACCAAAAUAGAUAAUGAAUUGAAAAAAGAAGUUAUAUCAACAACAGUGGUAGGUCAAGUAAAAAGGAUACAUAAAUUUGAAUCCAUGUGUGACUUUCAAUAUUUACCAAUACAAAGAGAACCGAGUGGUGCUUAUCAAUGUAUUUUGGACAAAAUAUUCCCAUCAGGAUUGGAUAAUUUUGAUUUUAUGACAGAAUCAGGUCCAAUGCAUAUUGUGCCAAGUACCUUCACUAGAGCUGAUAGACCGUAUAACUAUGCUUACACUAACAAGAGACAUCCAGAGAAAACGGAGUACAGUGAUAAAGUGCUCAAUAUUCAUCGAAAGUCAAGAGUUAUACCUAAACUCAAAUACGUAUUUAGCUUAACAAAUGAGUUGCCAUCUGAACCAAAUGAAUAUUGUUUGAAGCGAAUAAAUCAGAAAAUUAAAUUACAACCACAGGUUGCACAAGAAUUGGAAACUGUGAAAAAGAUGUUCAAUGAAAGGCCGAUAUGGUCUUACAAUAUGCUUAAUUACCAAACAAAGUAUAGAAUGGCAGUAUUAAAACUUAUUCUGCCAUGUGUUGCUGUUUAUAUGCCAAAUGGUCCAUGGAAGCAGCUGUGGGUCCGAUUUGGAUAUGAUCCUAGAAAGAUUCCAGAAUCAAGAGUAUACCAAAUAUUAGAUGUAAGGGUGAGGCAUACUGCCGGAAUGAAUGCUAUGAUUAUGAAAAGGGACCAGCUAACACAGUUUAAAAGGGCAGACCGUGAUAGACGCAUUGAGAAAGUUGGAGUUGACGAUGGUUGCAAUCCCGAGGAAGUAGAAGAAGGAGCGGUAUGCUUCCGUCCAGGAAUAGUACCAACACAACGUCAGAUGUUUUACCAGGUAUUAUUUGUUUUAUUAUUUUAUAAAUGCUGAAUUGGGGCAGCCAUAGUCUAUUAAUUUUUAAGGUCUACUGUUUUCGUCUUAUUAUAAAACGAGGACUAAAAUCAGUAGGUUUUUGUCAUAUUUCUCUGUCUACUGUAAAUGUCAGUGAUUUAGGCUGAAGAUAUAAAUUCACUCCUAAUUUCUUAAGAGUGUAUAUUGUUUUAUAUUUGUAGUACUGUGAUGUGAAGCUGCCAGAGGUGGAAGAGCUACUGGCCGUUGAGCCGCCGCCGGGAUACCUCUGCCAUCAGACACGUGGCUGGCUACCACCAAACACAGACCAACUAUGUCGAGACUACAUCGCUAAAUAUAUGAAGGAUACGUUGUUUGGCAACAACGCCGCUGGAGCUGACCUGAAACUUGAGCAAGGCAGUAGCGACGACGAGUCGGGGUCGAAUUCUGAAGAGGCUGAAGAUGACACAGAAGCCAUAGGUGCGGUAGCUACAGGAGAUGAAAUUAUAUAAAAUAAAAUCAGAUUUUAUUUCGUUGAGUUUUAUAAUUAAAG